Messenger RNA from Dendrobium catenatum, 2156 nucleotides. RefSeq lists its product as uncharacterized. Lineage: Eukaryota; Viridiplantae; Streptophyta; Magnoliopsida; Asparagales; Orchidaceae. The transcript is spliced from 2 exons. Bases 199 to 2067 code for a protein of 622 amino acids. Gene Ontology annotation, molecular function: protein binding. The record is from RefSeq and is a predicted model, not a curated record.
UACUGGCAUCGCGUACGAUAGGAGGAAAAGUAGUCGCAUCGGUCGGGGGGAGAGAGAGGAGAGAGAACGGAAGAAGGAAAGAGAGAUCGGCUUCGCUUGUGAAACCUCGAGUUCUUGAGACCUAAUUCCUUGGUCGAUCUGUGAUUCUAUAUCAGUGAUUCGUCUCUAGCAAGGAUAGUGUUAUAACCAAGUCCAGAUAUGUCACCAGCUUCGAAGUCAAAGUCCAAGGACAAGUCUUCUCCAAAGAAAGGCAAGGAACAGUCAAAGAGUUCCAUGAAACCCUCAAAUGCUCAUUCAAAUGGUCGUAAUGGUUCCCCUGCUAGCUCUUACAAUCCAGUUAUGGGAAACUGUCACACCCUUGAGAUUUCAUCGUCUUCUUUCUCAACUCCUCACAGCAAUGGCCGGUUUAGAAGCGUCGAUGAUCCAGAUGAUCAUUCUGGGAGUUCACAAGGUACAACAACAGAAUAUGAUUCCAUGUCCAACAAUGGUAGCUGUUCAGGUGAAUCAGAAGACCAGAAGGAUAAAUCAAUCAGCUCUCCAGCUCAACCAGAGACUAUUCCCGGUUCCGACGAUGGCAAACGGUGCAAGAUUCGCCAGAAGAAUGAGAGGAAGCACCAACGGCAGAAGGAGAAGCGAGCUCAAGAGCUGCAUGAGCGCUGUAUUUCAUUCCUAACUUCCAGGAAGCUCGAAGCUCUUUCUCACCAGCUUGUGUCCAUGGGUUUCCCUGCUGAUCGCGCAACCAUGGCCAUCAUAGCAAAUGAAGGUCGGAUGGAGGAGUCUGUCGCGUGGUUGUUGCAUGAGGAAGAAGAGGAUAACAAACAGCAGGUUUCAAUUAACUUAGCGGACAAAAGCUGCAUUAAGAUUGAUAUUAAAGAUGAGCUUGCAAGAAUUGCAGAAAUGGAGGUUCAACACAAAUGCUCAAGGCAGGAUGUUGAGAGGGCCAUUGUUACUUGCGAAGGUGAUUUGCUAAAGGCCGAGGAGAAUUUGAAGUUGCAGAAAGUAUCCGUUUCUGCAGCAAUUAUGCCCAAGCCAAAUGAAUCUGCUGGUUCCUUGCAGCUAAAUGAUAAGGAGGCAACAACUCAUAAGAGCCCAAUAUUGAUAAGAAAUCCCAUGAAAGGAAUCACUCAACAACAGAGACUGGAUGAAAGAGAUUUUAACAACUCAAAAAAACUGGUUCCUGGAACUUCAUCACAGGAAUCUGUGAACAAGAACACUCAGCAAUCACUCAAGAGGAUACUGCCCAAGCCGCCGGCGAUGACAACGGCGGCGACUGAUUGGUCGAAAACACAGGCUAGUUCUGUUGAUAAAAGGUGGUCGACAAUGAACACUCCAGUUUCAUUGGCUUCAUUAGUACAAGUUUCUGGACCUGCAGCAAAGCUCGAAGCUCGAUUUGCGGCGACGGCCCGAGUUGUGAAAGAACCCUUUGUUGUUAUGCAACGACCAAAGCAGAAGUCGCCGCCGCCGCCGCCGCCGCCGCCUUCAACUAUUGGCAUGAGCGUGUCACCUCCAGCUUCUGUAAAUAGUGGAAUGGGAAGGAAUGGUUUUACAAUGCAGCAAUUCUACCCUCAAAAUCAUCUCCAGCCAACUCCGUCCGUACCAACAGAGUUGCCAGCAUCAGCUCCGCCCGGCCGCCUCUGGAAUACAUCUGGGACCAUCUCAUCGCCAUUAGCGACACCAUCAUCUCUUGGACUUUACACUGGCUGGGGUUCGCCCGGAUCUUCCAAGUCAUCAUCUCAAAACGACUGGAACUCAUUUGGUUCCACCCCACAUCCCGACUACACAACCAUCGACUGGAGCUUAGAUCCGGCACCGAGAAAAUCAUCCACGAAGAUCGAUAUCGUAUCCGACACAUGGUCGACGAUGUUCAUGGGAGGAAAUGCUACAGCUCCUCCUCUCAUGAAUAAUGGAGGUGGAGCUUAUCUCCCAGAAUUACAGGAAGUUAAUAGCCGUUUAAGUGGUUUAAGUGAUUACUCUGCUCCAGCUGGUUCACUGGAGUGGAGUAGCCCGUUUGAGGGAAGGGAUCUGUUUAGGGUUACUAGGCAGUAUGUGACCUCUCCUUCCAUGUAAUAAAUGCUGGAUUUAAAAUGAAAAACAAACAUAUAUUUGGUUUGUGGGUCUUUUGGUUUUUAAUUGUUUCAGUGCUGGUUUGAUUCAAA